AUGUGGAGUGCUUGGUUAGGGUUCCGCCCACCGAGGUAUCUGAUCAUAGGGGCAGACAGGCAGAGAGGUAAAAUGGCGCACAGCUGUCGGUGGCGGUUCCCUGCUCGGCCCGGAGGGAGCAGCAACUCCGGUACCGGGAGGAGAGCGGGCCGUAUCAGGGUUACUGCCUUUUUGCGGAGCGUAUCGGGAGCCCAGCCAAACGCCGCUGGACUCGGACCCGGGUUUGAUGCUGCACUACAGGUUUCUUCGGUUAUCAGGAGCAACCUGCAGAAAUUUCGGGAUGUUUUGGGGGAAUCGAGCGACUCUAGCAGCGCAGAGGAUGAAGCAUUUGCAGGAUUUGGAGCGACUGAUGAACAAACAGAAAUACGAAGCCCUUCAUCAGCUUCGUCAGAAGGAGUACCCCUGCAGGAGAAGAAGCCCAGAGGCCGCCCACCACGGACCCCGACUGCUCAAAAAGCUGUUCCCAGUUUACCAUCCCCCUUGUCAUAUCCUUCUCCGACGCAAGCGAAACCUGAUGGCCCUGAAAGGCCGGCAGAGAAAGUUAAAAGGCUACCCGGGAGGCCACCUGGCACUGGUGAAAAGCGUAGGGGCCGUCCGCCUUCUUCAAGUAGUAAGAAAACUUGGAGUACGGGCAACCAUGCAGCUGCUGAGGACAGUAGGCAGGCUGGAUUUGAGCUUGGUACAGAUACAGAGGAUGAGAAGGACAGAAAGAGCAACAAGAGGUUGCAAGGGGUCUCUACACAGCCUCAUGACACCGAGGCAAAGCUUUCUAAAGGAGGCCGGGGUGAAUCCAAAGCUACCAACCUGAAGAGGCUGACAGAGACUAAAACCACCCCACUCAAAUCACGCCUCAAGACUUUGCCUGGUGCACCCCGACGCAGACGUGGGCGACCACCGUCAGCUGAGCGGCUCAAAGCUGAAGCAGCAGCUGCAGCCCAGCUGUCUGCUUCAAUGGAAGGUGGAGAAGGAAUACACAAGGCCUUUAGGGUCAGAGGUGGAGACAGAGGCACAGAACCACACAACACAGAGGAGCCCAAUGUAAGGAACAUGGACGGCACUCAAGACCAGGACUCUUCUAGUCUACCCACCUCCCCAACUGCAUCUAAACCAGGAAGGCCAGUAGGCCUCAGGAAGAGCCCCCGGCACAGGAAACCCGUUCGAAUAGUCCCUCCUUCCAAACGUACCGAUGCAACCAUCGCCAAACAGCUGCUGCAGCGUGCCAAGAAAGGAGCACAGAAGCGACUGGAGAAAGAAGCUGUUGGCAUUGGGGGGAGGGGGUCGGGAGCCAGUGAGGCUGGCAUCAGAAAAACCCAACUCAAAAACAUCCGACAGUUCAUCAUGCCAGUUGUCAGCACUGUUUCCCUUCGCAUCAUCAAAACUCCCAAGCGCUUCAUUCAGGAUGAGGGCAGUUUUGGAACUCCGGCGUCCCAUGCAAAGAUAGCUCGAUUAGAAACACCACCUUCCACUGUCGCUGUAUCUGCCCAACCUACGCCCACCACUUCCUCAUCCCCUUCUCCUGCACUUGUCUCCGUUACCUCCGCUACUACUUGUAGUGGGGCAGCCGCUCCUGUGGAAUCGCUCCCUCCUCCGUCUUCUCCUGCGCCCGUCCCCACUGCCCCGCCGACAGCUUCCGGUCUGCUUAACAGCAAUGCAAACGCUGCAGCCAAUGGGAGAUUUAGCCAUAGUGCACAAUCUUGUGGUUCAAGUGCUGUAUCGCAGCAUUCCUCGCAACUCUCUUCUGCAGAGUCUUCCAGGUCCAGCAGCCCGAGCUUGGAUGACUCCUCAUCUGACUCUCAGGCUUCAGAGGGCACACAGGCUCUUUCUGAGCCAGAGGAUCACUCUCCCUCUUCACAGGGAGAAAGGGAGGCCAAUCUCUUAAACAACUCCAGGCCUGCCUCACCUCCUUCUGAGCCAGAACAUGUGCUGGCAGAGGGCAGUCGGCGGGGUCGGAGAGCACAGGGGACUGGGCGGGGACGUCAGAAACAGAGGGUGAGAGAGAGUGGCACCACAGGGGUUAAAAAGCCCAUCAUCAGCCCACCAACAGGAGUGCUGAUGUCCUCUUCUUCUCUUGGAAAUUCCCAGCAGGUUUCUUCCACAGCUUCUUCUCCGUCCUCACCUCCACCACCCCCUCUCCUCACUGCUCCACAGCCUCCUCUAUCUGGUUCCUCCAACACGGCCGCUAUCAGCGAUCACCACCCUCAGACAUCCUGGGUGCCCAUCCAGACAUUUAUGCCACCAGGGCAGUCCCACCUGUCAGACAAAAGGAAUCGCUCAAUUCUGAGGGAGCCCACCUUCCGCUGGACAUCCCUGUCCCAUCCCAAGCAGCAAUACUUUUCCUCUGCUAAAUAUGCCAAGGAGGGCCUCAUUCGAAAGCCUAUAUUUGACAAUUUUCGUCCUCCGCCUCUUACGCUUGAAGAUGUGGGAUUGCUGCCCCAAGGUGUCGCAGGAGCAGGGGGAGCUGCUUCAGUUGCGUAUUCAGCACCAGGCACUGGAGCAGGUACAGGGAGCCGCCUAUUUGCUCCCCUUCACCCCCACACUCACCACCAACACCCGCCGUCGUCCCGCUUUGAUUCACCUCUCCAGAAGCGCUCAUUGCUCCGUGCGCCACGCUUCACACCCAGCGAAGCCCACUCUCGAAUCUUUGAGUCUGUUACCUUGCAGUCUUCUUCGGGGAGCAGCCCCGGCUCUCUCUCCCCUCACCAGACGCCUCCCAGUUCCAGUAGAACCCUGCGACGCAGGAGACGACUGAUCCCGGGAGCGCAUCGUGGCCACCCACGGUCUUCUUCGCACCCUAUGACGAGACGCAGCGUCCAAAUCAAAGGUGCCUCUGAAGUGUCUGCAUUGACAGGCUCUGUCUCCAGCAGUAACCCCAGCUCUUUGCCGGGGGUCUCUGGAAGCCCUCUAGCCACGAGUGCCUUAACAUCUACUUCCUUCAGCUCCUUCCCCACCGUCCCUCGGGCUCUGCACUCGCAAGGAACACCUGAAACCAGAAGAGGGGCACCAGGAAACCCAUCUCCUCUGUCAAACACAUCAUCAUCUGCUUCCUCCCCUCUUUUCCCUCUCUUUCCUUCGAGUGCUCAGGACACGGGGCGAGGAGGUGGGACAACAGGAAAGGAAAAAAGCUUGUCAACUCCACAAGAACCACCUCCAAAGGAAAAGGAGAGAGAGUGUGAGAAAAAUCGCGAGAAAGAGAAGGAAAAUAAGAGAGAGGGACGGAAAGAUUUGGAGAAACGAAGUAAGGUGUCCACUCCUGAUGGCUCCCCAAAUGCACCUUCCAGCUUGUUUACCAUCGAUGGGAGGGACUCGGAAGGCGCUAUUGCACCAAAAAAGACUCCCGGAAGAAAGAAAUCCACAUCAGUUGACACGGUUUCUGACACUGCUUCCUUAGAAGCCAGAGGGCUCCAUCCCUUGUCCAUCACUAAAGGCCGCCACCUCAAGAAAGGAAGACCGUCUGAGAAAGGGACAGAGACCGAAGAAGGGGAGAAGGAAAAGGAGAAAGAGAAACGAAGUGCAUCUAACCAGCCGACAGCUAGUCUUCCAGGGCAGCAAGGCAGACAUCAGCUUCCUGUCUCCUUGGUGUCGACAGAAGGAGGACAGCAUUCACUGACUGACAAGCGGCUGGUCGGACUACUCAAGAAGGCCAAAGACCAGCUCAUUGCAAUAAAGAAGAAUAAGCUGAAGCCUGCCGAAGAGACUAAGGUCCAGGGUCAGGAGAGUGACUCGUCAGAGGCCUCUGUCCGCGGUCCACGCAUCAAGCACGUGUGUCGUCGUGCAGCUGUGGCUCUCGGCCGUAAUCGGGCCGUGUUCCCUGAUGAUAUGCCCACACUUAGUGCCUUGCCCUGGGAGGAGAGAGAGAAGAUCCUAUCUUCCAUGGGGAAUGAUGACAAGUCAUCAGUAGCAGGCUCAGAGGAGGCAGAGCCCCAGUCUCCUCCCAUAAAGCCAAGAGAGACGCGACAGAAGGCCGUUCAAGAAGCUCCUCCCAAAAAGGGCCGCCGGUCCCGCCGCUGCGGCCAGUGCUCAGGCUGCCAGGUUCCAGAAGACUGUGGCGAAUGCACCAACUGUCUAGACAAGCCCAAGUUCGGUGGGCGAAACAUUAAGAAGCAAUGCUGCAAGAUGAGAAAGUGUCAGAAUUUGCAAUGGAUGCCCUCAAAGAUGUUUCUCCAAAAGCAAGGUAAAGGCAAGAAGGACAAGAAGAAGAAGUUUUCUGAGAGAAAAGAGGGUUUCAAUCCGUUAAAAGCCCCCAAUUCGGAGUCUGCCCCCAAACCGGCUUGCGCUCCUUUAAAGGAGGACCCUGCUCGGAAAAAUAGCGAGACUCCCCCUUUAAAGCUGAUGGAGGAGAAGUCCAAACAGCAGCCGCUGUCCAAGCAGUCCUCACCAGCCGUCGCCUCGUCCCCCGCCCCAGCUGAGCAAGCCCAGACCCCGGGCACGUCUCAGCCUCAGUCCCCGCCUCCGACCCCGGACGCCAAACAGAUUCCAGUUACAAGCAGCACCUGCAGUAAAAAGGGACACAAGCCACACCAGUCUGUUCAAGCUUCUUCCCCCACAUCUUCAUCGUCACCUAGUUCCUCAUCCUCGUCCUCUUCAUCGUCGUCUUCUUCCUCCUCGUCAUCUUCAGCCCAGAGCUCUCCUUCACAGUCGACUCAGAGUCAGCAACCCUCACAGUGGACACCUGCGAGUCAGGUGCCGACAAAGAAAGACGCUUCACCCAAGAUUUCUCUGAGCGAACCCAAGAAAAAAUCCCAACAGCACUCAACACAACAGCAGAGCUCAGCCACAAUGGUUGACUCAAAAACAUCAAAGAAGCCAACUUCCCGCACUAUCCCUCCAUCUCCAAAACAGAAAACAAAAGACAAGCCGCUGACAACAAAACCGACCAGCAGCAGUACUUUAAACUUGCUGAGCACUCCCUCGACUAGGGACCAGGUGAAGUCCCGAGCUCCCUGCGACGGAGUGCAUCGAAUCAGAGUGGAUUUCAAGAGGGACCAUGAUGUGGAGAAGGUGUGGGAAGCUGGUGGACUCAGCCUGCUCACCUCUGUGCCCAUCACACCCAGGGUACUCUGCUUCCUGUGUGCAAGCAGUGGAAAUGUCGAGUUUGUGUUCUGCCAGGUGUGCUGCGAACCAUUCCACCUCUUUUGCUUGGGGGAGUCAGAGCGCCCCCUCCAGGAGCAGUUUGAGAACUGGUGCUGUCGACGCUGCCGGUUCUGCCAGGCCUGUGGGCGCCAGCACCAUAAAGCUAAACAGCAGCUGCUAGAGUGCGAUAAGUGCCGUAACAGCUAUCACCCGGAGUGCCUGGGUCCCAACUACCCCAGCAGACCUACCAAGAAGGAGAGAGUCUGGAUUUGUACCAAGUGUGUGUGCUGUAAGAGUUGUGGAGCCACCAAACCUGGGAAGUCCUGGGAUGCCCAGUGGUCACAUGAUUUCUCCACGUGUCACGACUGUGCCAAGCUGUUUUCUAAAGGGAACCUCUGCCCACUGUGUGAUAAGUGCUUUGAAGAUGACGACUGCGACAGCAAGAAGAUGGAGUGCAGUCGCUGCAAGAAAUGGGUUCAUGGCAAGUGUGAGAACCUUACAGAUGAAACAUUCGAGCUGCUGUCGAAGCUGCCACAGAGCGCGGCCUACACAUGCACCAAAUGCACGGAGCGCCACCCGGCCGAGUGGAGGACGGCGCUGGAGAGGGAGUUUCAGGGCUGCAUCCGCAAUGUUCUCAACGCUCUGCUCAACUCGCUCACAUCCACGCACCUGCUACGCUACAGACAGGCGGUGAAGCCUCCAGAGCUGAAUCCAGAAACAGAGGAGAGUCUUCCGUCCCGACGGUCCCCGGAGGGCCCGGAUCCCCCGGUCCUUACGGAAGUCCCCCCGACCCCUCCCAGUGACUCCCCUCCGGAUCUCGAGUCUGUUGAGAAAAAGAUGGAUCAGGGUCGUUACAAUUCAUUGGUGGAGUUCAGCGACGACGUCGUGCGAAUCAUUCAGACGGCCUUCAACAGCGACGGAGGCCAGCCUGAGAGCAGGAAAGCAAACAGCAUGGUGAAGUCUUUCUUCAUUCGGCAAAUGGACCGAAUCUUCCCCUGGUUCAAAGUGAAGGAGUCCAGGUUCUGGGAAAGGCAAAAAGUCAAUGCCAACAGUGGGCUUCUCCCCAACGCCGUCCUUCCUCCAUCUCUGGACCACAACUACGCCCAGUGGCAGGAGAGGCAGGAGCUUUGCCGGGCCGUUCACCCCCACUUCAUGAAAAAGAUCAUCCCAGCUCCGCAGCCCAAGAACCCUGCCAAGCUAGAUUCACCAGCUUCACCUCCUCCCCUACCUCCUUCACUGCCACCGCCACCUGACCUCCUGGCAGAUCACGAGGACAGCCCUGAACCCCCUCUUCCUCCUCCAGGCAUCAGUGAUACCAGGCAGUGUGUGCUGUGCCUCCAGUAUGGAGACGAGUACACUAAUGACUGCGGCCGGCUGCUAUACAUCGGUCAGAAUGAGUGGGCUCACGUGAACUGCGCUCUCUGGUCUGCGGAGGUGUUUGAAGAUGACAACGGAGCUUUGAAAAACGUUCACACCGCUGUUCUCAGGGGAAGGCAAACGAACUGUGAAAGGUGUGAGAAGACGGGGGCCACUGUGGGCUGCUGCCUCACCUCCUGCACCAACAGCUACCACUUCAUGUGUGCCCGCAACUGCCACUGUGUGUUCCUGGAAGACAGGAAAGUCUACUGUCCAAAGCACAGGGACCUCAUCAAGGGAGAGGUGGUGACAGGGUUUGAGGUAACCCGCAGGAUCCUGGUGGACCUGGAAGGGAUCAGUCUCAGGAGGAAGUGGCUGGCAGGGCUGGAGCCUGAAAAUGUCCACAUGAUAAUAGGCUCCAUGACAAUUGAUUGUUUGGGAAUACUGACUGAACUCUCAGACUGCAAACGCAAGCUCUUCCCUGUUGGAUACCAAUGUUCGAGGGUAUACUGGAGCACUUUAGACGCUCGAAAGCGUUGCGUGUACACCUGCAGGAUAUUAGUCUGUCAUCCUGCAGUGGCAGAGUCUGACAUGAAGAGUGUGAUGGGUCCUGAGGAGAAUCGCACAAUUGCACACAGCCCACCUCCCAUUACAGACUUUCCUGAUCCAUUUGAGUCACCAAGACGCUCUGAAAACCUCUCUCCUGCAAAUACCCCGAAGCUCAGGGUCUACACCAGAAACAGACAUCCCAGUUACCCCCCCUGCCAGCGCGCUGUAGACUCCAAACAAAUGUCUUCUCCAGAGGGAAUCCCGCUGCCCCAAAGCCAAGCUGUGGCAGAUUCACCGGGGAAUCCGAGCAUUCGCAACAUUGACUCCAGACGUCACAGUUCCCCUUCCCUGUCCUCUCCUCCCCACCAGCUGAACAGGCAGAGAGGCAUGACCUCCGCACCUCAGAGUUUGUCACGACCCCUCACCUCACCUCCUCCUCUCAUCCCCUCCCCGGCCAGAGACCCUGAAAAAUCCAAACACCUCAUCAAAGACUCAAAGAAGAAUCCAGUCCAAAGAGAUGGGGACAGAGGCAGAUCCUUUUCCACAGAUGGAAACAGGCUGCAACCAGCAAGGGAACAAGGCCUGAGAGAUUCAGACAAGGGAAGGACGUCAAGUCGAGACCAAGCAUCCAAGGAGUCAGAAAAAAGUAAAUCACCCAGAGAGCAUGUGCAAAAAGAUUUUGACAAGGGUGACAUUUCAGCCAAAGAACCAGAAAAGAGAAGAGUUAUAGGUACAGACUCCUGUCUGAAAGAAUCUGAGAGUGGAAAACCGCUGAGUAGAGACUCCUCGAGAGAUUCUGAAAAGGGGAGGCUUGCAAAUAGAAACUCGAGUAAUAGAGAAACAGAUAAGAGUAAGACGUCUUUCAAAAAUCCUAACUACAAGGGUACAGACAAAUCUAGGUCUCUCAGCAGAGAUGUGGGACAAAGGGACUCCGAGAAACGCAGACAGUACAGCAGGGAAGCAGGAAAAGAUUUGGGCCAAGGUAAAGAUAGACCAUCAAGCAGGGAUUCUGACAGGGGAAGACCUUCCUCUAGAGACUCCAGCUAUAGGAGUGCAGAGCGAAACAGAGACUCUGGCUCAGCUAAAGAUAGCAAUGCCGGCAGUCAAUCGAAGCGGACUGGAAGUGAGAGCAAGACUCCAAGAUCGGCACCUGUGGGCUCGGGACAGUCUUCUCCUCCAGUGGGCACUGCUGCUCUCUCAAGUCAGCAGAGGAGUGGUGGCACCAAACAGGUCGACAAGCAGGGAAAACAUGGAAACAAAGACCAUGAUGGUCUAAGCUUGUUGCCUCGUCACCGAUCCAAUCCACCCUCCAACAUCCCCUCAUCAAAGGACAGGCCCAGCUCAGGGAAGGAGAGUAGCAGCGCCACUGGGAAUACCACACCGUCUCCAUUCCAUAAGGAAUCCGUCGUUGGAAAAUCUGGCUCCCCACAGAAGUCCAGUACACUGAAAUCUAACGAUUACUCUUCAGGCCCAGCUGGGAAGCCUCUCUUUUCAUCACGGACGUCAGUGGAGGACGAUGUCGGUAAACGGAGCUCCCUGCACCUGACCUCCCCGGUUGCAGGCUCAGCUGCCAAAGACAAACACCCCAAAGUCAAAUCAGCUGGCAGCAGAGAUGUGUCCAAAGACCGAGACAGAGAGAAGACCCAUCAGAACAGCAGCAGCAACAAAGCUCCUCUUCUCAACAACAAUGCAAAAACCACAGGCAGCUCUAGCACACAUUCUCCAAACUCCAGCUCCAGCUAUAACAGCAAAGUUCCAGUGCUCGGAAACAGCACCAAAUCCCAAGGGAAGCCUCAGGGGGAGAAGCAGCAGAACCAGGGAGAGGACAGGUUGUCCACAAAGAGCAGAGAAAAUUUCCCCUGUCCAGAGAGGAAGUACAGCAGCAAUCCAGAAAGCUUCCAGCAGAUGCAGACCAGUUUGGCUGCAGAGAAAGGCGUAGUGAGCACAACUCAGUCUCACACCAAACAGAUAACUAACCAGUUGUCGAUUGCCUCCAGAGAGAAGAAGCGGCCAGUUAAACCCUCUUCUCACACUCCGCUCAAGACCAAUAUGAAGUCUGACCCCAAUGGGACGCAAUCUUCCUGUCCCACAAGCACUUCUUCCACCGUCUCCCCUGCUGGACAGGGGACCCAUCGCGCCGCCCCGUCCCCUCUGUUCUCCUCGCCCUCUGCCAGCAGCAGCGACAGCUCCGAGUCUGACACCCAGGCUCAGAUGGAGGAAGACAAACUCCGCAAAAACCGUCCGCGCCACAGGCUCAGAGACCACCACAGCCUCCUCUCCCAGUGUGCAGAGGAGGAUGACGGCGAAGGCCCGGAGGACGACCACGACAGAGGCAUGGAGGACAAGCACCAUGAAGACGACAGCGACGGCUCGGGUUCAGCCAAGAGGCGUUACCCGCGGCGCAGCGCCCGCGCACGUUCCAACAUGUUCUUCGGACUCACUCCGUUUUAUGGCGUUCGCUCGUACGGCGAGGAGGACAUUGCCUUUUACGGCAGCGGUGACGGAGCGGGGGCUGUGGUUAAGAGGAGGACCGGCGGACGGAAGAAGUCGGCUGAGGGGCAGGUGGACGGAGCGGAUGAUAUGAGCACCUCAUCUUCAUCUGCAGACAGUGGCGAGGACGAAGAUGGCGGAAUGAAUAACAGGGGUAAAGACUCCUACUACUACAACUUCACUCGGACAAUAAUCAACCCUGGCGAAGGCCUUCCGUCAAUAGAGGGGCUGGACGAUUGUUUAGGAAGGGGAUCCCAGCUCCAGCGCUUUCUGAAAGACGAGGAGCAGCAGCAGCAAAGGGCUCAAGGACAAACUGAAGAGGACAUGCUGAGUACUUUAUCCUUGGGCAAACAGCAGAUCGGCCAGGUUGACGGCGUCGACGACGGCUCCGAGAGCGACACCAGCGUCUGCACCACCAGCACCACCACCACCACGGCCACCUCCUCCUCCGGCCCGCAGAAGAGCGCCCCCAAGAGGAGAGGCAGAGAAAGGCACGCGGACAAAGCCGACUCCCACGAUUCGAGCAAGGAGGCAGACAACGGCGGCGGUGGAACCGGCGGCGGCAACACACGAGAAAGCAGAAAGAACCACAAGGAAAACUGUCUUCCUCUCGGCGGAGGCGUCAAAUCCCAGCCGCAGAGCCAGGGUCAGGAUCCUCUGGAGACCCAGCUCUCCCUCAGCACGGACCUGCUAAAGUCAGACUCCGACAACAACAACAGCGAUGAAUGCGGGAAUAUUUUGCCGUCAGACAUCAUGGAGUUUGUGCUGAACACGCCUUCCAUGUCGAUGCAGACUCUGGGUCAGCAGUCCGAGCCGUCGUCCUCUGAGCUGCUGCUGGACGAGACCUACGACCUGAACAGGCGCAAAGAUAUUCUGUUUGAUGACUUCUCGCAGCCGCUGCCCAGCGCUGAGAGCGGAGGGGUGGUGGAGGCCAGCGUUAACAGCUCCAUAUCGGUCGAAGAACCAUAUCUUCCUCUCGAGCUGCCUUCAGACCUCUCGGUUCUGACGACACGCAGCCCGGCCGUCAGCACGAGCCAGAACCACUCGGCCGGUGGCCUCAUCUCAAAUACCUCAGAAGGCACUAUCCUGGGUUUGAACUCCGACCCUGACAACAUCAGCGGGGAGAAGAGCGGCGAUAAGAAACCAGCGGGUCCUGGUGUCUCGCCGCCUGAGAAUCAGCACGAUGGUGCAGCUUUGGGAAGUAGGGAUGCUCAGACUGCAGAGGGUCACAUGACUCCAGAGCAGUUCAUUUCCAGCCCCGCUAUUGGUCAGGGGGUUGAAACUCCAGGAAACCAGGAAGUAAACAGGAGUUCUGGCUCGUCUGGUUUGCCAAAUUCUCCUUCCAUGCCUCUUCCGAGUCAGAAGUACCUCCCCGCUGCAGCAGCAGCAGCCGCUGCUGCAGGCAGUCCCAGUCCACUUCCUGGUCCAGGACCUUCCCAGGCUCAGGUCUCGAGCCCGGCAGUCAUCAAACCGGGUCCUGAUAAACUGAUCGUGGUCAACCAGCAGUUCCAGCCUCUCUAUGUGCUUCAGACGGUGCCAAACGGCGUUACCCAGAAGAUCAGCGCAACAGGAGUGAUGGAAGCCACGUCUUCUGCCGUGCUGAGCCCCAUGACCAUCACCAGAGGCUUAAACACCGGUUUAUCUCCAGGCCAGCCCAUCUUCCCCGCUGGGGGCAAAGUCCUCGGCACCAUUCCUCACCCCUCUCAGCUUCACACGUUCACCGGAUCCACCCAGGCGGGCUUCCAAACGGGAAUACCCAGCACCACCUCGGGCCUGCUCAUCGGUCUGCCCUCCCAGCCUUCCGACCAGUCCCAGAUUCUAGUCUCGGAGGCGGGUCGACCUCACGAGCUCGGCCACAACGUCGCCAUAGUCUCCAGUCCUUCUUCCCUGACCUCUUCCCCUGCUGUGAUCGCCUCCUCUCACGGCAAGAAGAGGCCCAUCUCUCGUCUGCCGAGGAAAAACAAGAAACCGGCUCGGACCCGCGGCCACCCCGCGCUGGCGCCGUCUGAAGUGGGCCCUCCCAACAUGACUCUGAUCAACCUGUCUUCCCAGCAGAUCACAGCGAGCAUCCCGGGACAACCCGGCAGCCUGGUCGAGCUGAGCGCAAUCUCCACCCCUCAGCGCAAAGUCCCAAAUAUCAUCAAGAGGUCCAAGUCGGGCGGGGUCAUGUACUUGGAUCCCACCGCUCUCAUACAGCAGAGAAUUCCCAAUCCUCAGACUGGCAUCCUGAGUCACGAUUCCUCAACGCACAUCUUGCCUUGCUCCGUCUCCAGCCUCAGCAGCAGCCAGUCGGUGUUGAACGUGGUCUCUGUCCCGUCUAGUGCUUCCGCCGGGCUCCUGGCGCCGGGAUCAGUGUCUCUCUCCACCCCCAUGCUGAGUUCUGCCGAGAUCGCCGGGCCGAUCAGUAACCUCCUCUUCAAAGCGAAUCCACAUGGUCUGGGACUGUCGGAUCAGCCUGUGGUCCUCCAGCCGGCGGGGGGAGCUCCCCUCAUGUCACAGCUCGCCUCCCCGGUUCAAACAUCCAUCGCCAGCAGCAUCUGCGUCCUGCCGACCCAUCAGACAAUCAGCAUGGCCGUCAACCCGCACGGCGAGGCAGAAAGUGGGAACGUUCACCUGCAGCAUCAGCCUCAGCCCAUCAGCAGAGUGCAGACCAUGGAGUCCAAACCGAACCGUAACGCAGCUUUAUCUCCCAGCCCUUCUGCCCAUCUGAGCCCCGCCAAGGGACGCGUUGUUGGAGUUUUCACCCAAAAACCGGCCGUGUUGCUUCCCCAGAGUAACAGAACGAACCCUGUCCUCAAAUCGUCAGAUCAGAAACCGACUAACUCGGCAACAGCGGCGUCGGGCUCAGUUUUAGCUACCGACAAAAGCAAGAAAAAAGUAAAGAGGGGACGACAGAGUGUAGAGAUCACCGGCGGGAAGAAGCUCAAGGCCUCGCAGGCAAAUGAAUAUCACAGCAACCCUGGGAAGCAGCUGCCAUCUUCAAACCCAAGCUCCAGAGAACUGAACUCUCCAGAACCGAUGGACACCGGCAAGCCCCCAGACAAGACAACCAACAAGAACUUGUUUGGUAAAAAGAAGACAUCUGAAGGGCAUGCCAUACCGGGAAAAAUAGUGGAAAAGGACAAACCCCCUGCAGCUGGAGAAGCAGGGUCUUUUCCUGCAGCUUCACCGCCCAAUGAGGACGGCAGCAGUGCAGAUUCUGGCUUGGACGGCAAACCCAAAAAGGGCAUCAUCUUUGAAAUCUACAGCGAAGACGGCUUCCACAUUCGCUGCGAGAGCAUCGAAGAGGCCUGGAAGUCCCUGACUGAUAAGGUGAAGGAAGCUCGCUCCCAUGCACAACUCAGAGAGCUUUCCUUUGAAGGUGUGAACGGACUCAGGAUGCUGGGGGUCGUCCACGAAGCGGUGGUCUUCUUGCUGGAGCAGCUGUACGGAUCCAGGCACUGCCGGAGCUACCGGUUCCGCUUCCACAAGCCUGAGGACACGGACGAGCCCCCGCUGAACCCCCACGGCUCAGCGCGCGCAGAAAUCCAUCACAGGAGGUCCGUAUUUGACAUGUUUAAUUUCUUGGCUUCGAAACAUCGACAGCCCCCCGAGUAUCGGCCGCAGGAGGAAGAUGAAGAGGAAGGGCAGCUCAGGACUGCGAGGCGGGCCUCCAUGGAGCUGCCGCUUGCUGCGAGGUUCAAACAGCUCAAAGGCAUCUCUAAGGAAACGGUCGGCGUCUACAGGUCGCCUAUUCACGGUCGCGGUCUGUUUUGUAAGAAAACCAUCGAGGCUGGGGAAAUGGUGAUCGAAUACUCUGGAAACGUCAUUCGGUCCGUGCUCACCGACAAGCGGGAGAAAUACUACGAUGGGAAGGGAAUCGGCUGCUACAUGUUUCGCAUCGACGAGUACGAGGUGGUGGACGCCACCGUGCACGGCAACGCCGCCCGCUUCAUCAACCACUCCUGCGAGCCCAACUGCUACUCCCGGGUCAUCGCCGUGGACGGCCAGAAGCACAUUGUCAUCUUCGCCUCGCGUCGCAUCUGCUGCGGCGAGGAGCUCACCUACGACUACAAGUUCCCCAUCGAGGACGCCAACAACAAGCUGCCCUGCAACUGCGGCGCCAAGAGGUGCCGCAAGUUCCUCAACUGACGGCUCCCAUCUGAACGACUCGCUUCCUGCCGGUUUACAGUUUUAAGCUACAAAAAUGACACCAGCUGCUGCUGCUGCGGACCGCGGCGUGUCUGCAGGAAGGGCCAUAUGUAGAAACCCAAACAUAUUGUGCCUCCUUUUGUCUAAUUUAUAUUCGGCAUUGAAAGUUUCACCUGGAAAGGUGAGUAACGAGACGUGACAUUGCAAUAUAUUUCCUUUUAUUUAUAUUUGGAUGGUAGUUAUCCCUUCAUAUUUUUUUAUUUUCUACAUCGGCCAAUCCUUUUUUAGAAACAUAUUAUGAUCUACUAAUGUGAACUUUAAAGGAAAGGAUACAUAAAAAAAUAAAAAAUAAAAAAUCUAAGAACUUGGAUCCAUUUUACACCAAAGUGCAAUUUGUUGAAGGGACUUGAAACGGUAAUAUUUUAUUUUAUUGGAGGUUAAAUUAGGACUCUGUUUUGUUUUGUUUUUGUUUUUUUCAGUGUUGUCAAUGCAUAUCUCCUUGUCUCAGUGUGCCCUGAUGCCUUCAGAGCUGAAACCUUCCCCUAUAGAGUGUUUAUUUGACCCUGUAAAUAGGCGCAGCCUGGUGGGAGCUGUGCAGCUGGAAACACUAGUGGGAGCAGGAAGAGGAAAAGUAGCAGGAACAGAAAAAAAACAAAAAUAAAGACAUCAGGGAGGGGAGAAAAGUUUAGUUCGUAAGAGAACCGUUUACUUUUUACCGUUGCUGUAAAGGGUGUCCUCAGAUUCAACCUCAGCUGAUUGGUUAAAAGUGAAUCUGAGAUGAUUGGAUCAAGCCUCUGGCCCGAGGGAGCGAGGCAGCUAGAGAUUCUGGUGGACUGACGGCCAAGGGGACCAGGGAAACCUACUGAUGUGCUUGAAUAGACGUACUUAAAUUGAUUUUCUUUGUUACUCUUGGAGCUUCAUCCGAAUGGCGCCGGAGCGCGCACAGACGGACGUGUUUCAGGACUGCGAACGCUGUUGUUGCUGUCAGAUUGUCUCUGGUAGUUGUGUAAGCUGGGACGUCCCAAAACCACAGCAGCACGAGAACCAAACGCCAUCCUGUUAAAUUGAGUUUUCAUGCAGCUCCCCCCCCGCUCCCCUUCCUGUUGUGAUAACCAUUAUUAUGGGGGGAAAAUAUGUUUUUUUUGUUUUUUUAUUUGUUGUUUGUUAUCUGUCUUUUUACUACAGACAGGGAAAUACCAUGCUUGCUUUUGGAAAGAAAACAAAACAAUGUAAAUAAUGUAUAUUUUUUUACAAAAAAAAAGAAAAAAUGAUUGAAAGCACUCACUAGUGAAUAGCACUUAAUGAUGGUAUUUAUAUUUUUAAAAAUUCAUAUUUAUUUUAUUGCCAUUUUUGUAGGAAAUAGAGGUUUACAAACACUAAUGCUUGGUCGAUAUGUUUUGUAUUCCACUGCUUUUUCAAAGUUUAUGUUUGUUUUUUGUUUUUGUUUUGUUUUAUUCAAAAUUUGGAGCCUGAAUGUUUUUCUUUGAUUCCAAAGACUGACACUGGUCUGUGGCUUGGUUCCUGUUUAGUUCAGUCCACCAGUAGCUCUUUAUCUACGCCAGGCCGUUUGGCCACAGCUGAUGUUUAUUUCAUUUUUAUUGUUUUUACAGAUUUUUAUUUUUCUUUCUUAAAUAUCCCAGUUGUAGCUACUGGUCUGGCCGUCAUGCGAACUAUAAUUAUGCACUUGAGAGAGUUUAGAUUGUGGGUCUAUAGCAGAUAUCUCCUCUCUCCAGCCUUAUCGUCUCCACACCGCGUCGAUCCAGAGAGUCGAGUCCGAGAGUCGAGUCCGAGAGUCGAGUCGAGUCGAGUCCGCUCACAGGCUGCUGCUGCUGCUGCUGCUAUCAUCGAAUCCGUUCUGUGAUCAGCCAGGACGUCGACUGGCUUACCGCUAAUUGGAAACAAACAAACGAACAAAUAAGCUCCCCGUGUUUGUAAAAGGAAAAAUUUAAAAUAGUGCUUUGCAAAAGUUUUCAUACAUAUUUUCCAAAUUUUUUCAACCACAAAGUUUGUAUUUUGGGGGGGGGAUUUUAUGUGAUUGACCAGCGGAAAGUAGUAGAUAAAAGUGAAGUAAACAGUUUGCCAAAUUACUUUCAGCUUUCCGUCUGUCGUUUGGUGUCUGUCUCUACCAGCUUUGCACAAGAGACGGACGGUUUUACCCAUUCUUCCCAGCAGAAUAACUCAUAACUCAUGAUGCAGCCACUGCCAUGUCUCAUGGUAGAGAUGGUGUGUUCAAGGUUUUCCUGACGUUUUUGUGUCAGUUUUAUUCCACUGCAUGAUUUUGGAUUAAUUGCAAGCAGGACUUGUUCAGGCUUUCUUUUAACAUGGAUUUCUUCUUGCCCGCUCUAUUAAAAAUUAAUUAGUGAAGUGCAGGACUUCAAGUUGUCCUGUUGAUGGAUUACUUCCUCCAGAGUCACUGUGAGUGUCUUGGUUGCUUCUCCCAUUCAGGCUCUCUAUGCAAGGUGUUGUUAGGUUUGUAGUUGUGUCCUAUUUACAGACCCGGUUACGUCUGGAGGUAUUUGGUUGCUCUAGAUUUGUAAAAAGUUUCUUUCCACUUUAAUUACUAUGAAUUACGUUUUGUCGGCCUGUCGCAUAAAAUCCCACUGAAAUACGAUGAAGUUUGUGGUUGUUGUUGUUUGAUAAAAUAUGAAAAAGUGAACACUUUAGCAAGACACUGUAAGUCCCUCUGCAGACUUGGUCUAUGAUGAAGAGGUGCCUUUAUUUUAACGCUUAUCAGCAGCAUUCGUCAUAUCUCCAUUGAGCCAGUUAAAGAAAAACUAAGAAGCAUUCAUAGCUCACCAGCAUUCAGGAAACAUGUUUAUCAUUUGGUUUCCUUUGUUUCUUUCCUUUUGUUUCCACAAACCUUCAUGUCCCAGAGCAAAUAUUUAAAAGGCUGGAUCAACUGAAGCCAGAGCCCAUGAUUUUUUUAUCUUCUUUUUGUCAUCUUCACGCCGUUCCCGCUGACUUUGUUGCGACCUGUUGCAGCUACUGCCCCGUUAUUCUGGUGAACUGAAAUUAAAAUACGAACCGCGGACGGUUUGCACUUGAGCUGUGAAACGGGCACUGAAUACUCAUAGGAAGAAUAAUAAUAAAAAAAAAAACAGACAGAAUGCAACUCAAAAGUGCUGAAACCACAAGCACAGAACAUGAAGCCAGAGUUUGCCUGAAACCAGGCUCUGGUCGGGCGUUUCUUGUUUUGAAGCUCCAGUGAAGUGCACUUGAUUCUUUCUGCUCAAAAAAAAAAGAAGAAAAAGAGCGAAGUUCAGGGACCGCGUCGGCGGCCCUCUCCUUCCCGAUAAGUCUCCCGUGGCGCCACCGCUGGGCUCGCUGGGUUCUGCUGCUAAGGUCAACAAUGAAUGUAUGUUCUUCCUCCACAUCACCAGACCCGUGAUGGUGUUGACACUUGGUCAGCUGCGUGUUUUGUUUUUUUUUUUCUCUUGUUUUUGUUUUUUUUGUUUUGUUUUCUCUCUCUUGUAGAGAUGGAAGACCUUAAACGGCAUCAGCGGUUUUGGUUCUUACUGGUUUAGCUCAAACUUUUUCCGCCAGCACCGGCGCUAAAGAAGAAACAUGGUUACUGAUGCUAAGGGCUUUCUCUUCAAACAAAGCUCCAUCUUCAGGAUCAGAGUGUCCCGUAAAACAACGAGUCGAGGUUCUUUUGACGUUAUCAGCAGCAUAUAUACAAUAAGGAAACAUCUUCUGUCGUCUCUUUGGACAUUUUACCACGCCACACCAGUGGCCCUUCUCCGUCAUUAUCUGUAAUUAUAGUAUAAAUACUCAACAGUAUAUGGAAACAUGCAUAGUACUUUCUUGUUCUUGUAUCUAUACAAAUAUAUGGAAUGGACAGACAAACUUAGUUACAGUAGCAAAACAGCGGAUUUAUAACGGUUAAUAGCAACGUUUCCGUGUACUCUAUAAUGGUUUUGUGUUACAGUACUAUCAGAUAAAACUAACGUGCAUCAUUCUCUUUUGUAUAUUGAUAUCCAGUACCAGUUUUGCUGUGCCUGUGAGCGAAUCCUUCACCAGCAAGGAGCGCUGCAGUUUCUUUUGUCGUUUUUGUUUCUUUGUUUUGUUUUGUUUUCUGGAACGAAAUGGCUUUCAUGUGAUGAGAAAUGUAACUGUGUUAAUGUGGUUGUGAACUUCUUGAGGUCAGACGUUUGGGUUUAUUUUUCUGGUUGUUGUAGCGAAUGUUUUAGGGUUUUGUUUUGUUUUUUUUUUCUCUCCUUUUUCUCAGAUUUCGUUUAACAGGGACGUUUCGGACGAUUUGCUCGAUGUGGUCAAAUUCAGAGUUUGGUUUGUGGAAACCACCAUAAUGGCUUCUUUUUAUAUUUUUCUCUUUAGACUGCUUUCAUGUCUCCCUCUCUUAUCUCUUUCUGUCCUCCGAAGCUUUUUGGUUGUUCUUAUGAUGUACUGUUUUAUAGAAAGUGAAAAUGCUGACAUUGAGAACCUUUAAUUUAUUUAUUUACCACAGCAUCCAUGUGGAACCGCUCUCUUACAAUUCAAAGUUCUGGAGAGGUCGUAGGAGUACUUAACCUGUAUGUGUAAUUUUGUCGUGUAUAGACGGCUUAAGAUGGGAUGUAGUGUCAAAAAAAAAAAGGUGGGGUGGGGUUACAGUGGGAUGUGGACAAAGAGGGAUCAUGAACGGGCCAGUUUUCUUUUGCCUUGAAAAUACCUUUGUCUUAUACCAACAUCCUCCUGCUUUCUGUAAAAAAACAAAAAAAACAAAAAGAAAACAAAAAAACUACUUAUGGCAUUCAUUUAUUCUCCCAUUUAACAGUGUUCUACACAUCAGUGAAAUGAAGGAAAACCACCACCGUGAAAAAUAAACCACAAACUACUUGGUUGAAUGUAUAAUUAGGUAACAAAGUUGUACAUAAUGUAAAAAAAAAAGUUUCUAAUCAUGUUUAUUUUCUAUGCACUUUUUUUAUUUAAGUGAUAGUUUAAAUAAUAAACAUGUCGCCUUUA
Messenger RNA from Gambusia affinis (western mosquitofish), 18555 nucleotides. It is a transcript of the gene kmt2a, whose product is annotated as lysine (K)-specific methyltransferase 2A. NCBI's taxonomy places the organism in Eukaryota, Metazoa, Chordata, Actinopteri, Cyprinodontiformes, Poeciliidae. Gene Ontology annotation, biological process: positive regulation of DNA-templated transcription. The coding region runs from base 1 to 13596 and encodes 4531 amino acids. Gene Ontology annotation, molecular function: DNA binding; histone H3K4 methyltransferase activity; protein binding. The transcript is spliced from 34 exons. Gene Ontology annotation, cellular component: nucleus; histone methyltransferase complex. The record is from RefSeq and is a predicted model, not a curated record.